AUGACGGAAAAGCCGGCGGCGGCGGCGACGGCGAAGCGGAGCACUUCCCGGCCAAAUGUCAAAAAAUUCCGUGAGUUUGCGCACUUGGCUGAAAGAAAAUUCGAGAAAUUUCAGCAUUUUUCCAUCCGUUCUCCAGAAGACUUCACAUUUGUCUGUUGUGCAUGGUGAGUGAAAAAAAACACGGUUUCAACAAGUUUAUUUUCCCAUAUUUUCCCAUUUUUUACUAAUUAUUUUCAUUUACUAUUAUGGAUUGUAGACAAAUUUAUCAAACAAACAUGAAAAAUGUGCACAAUUUCUUGAUGAACAUUUUAAUAGUUGACAACUUUUUAAUAACUCUACAGACAGCUGAGAUAUAUUAGUUUUAAUGUACGGUCUUUUAGGCGGGCUUCUGCUGCACGACAUUCAUGCGGAUGCACAUUGCGAUCACAAUGACGUGCAUGAUCAAUUCGACGGCGUUGGCACUCGAAAACGCGGCGUUUCCCGAGCAACAAAUCGACAAUAGCUCUUCGCUUUUUGAAGAAGUAUCGGAAACUUUCAAAACGUUUCAAUUAAAAACAAUUUCAGGUGGAGUCAGUGUCGGACGGAGUGUGUGCUGCGAACAAGGACAUGCACAAGAAAGUGGUCGUGGAUUAUGGAGUUAGUGCCACGUUCUGAAGGCGAGUUAUGCUGUAACUUUCAGGGCCAAUUGGUGUGGGACAGUCAGGAGCAGAACCUGAUCUUCUCCGGAACCUUCUGGGGAUCGAUAAUAACCGUGCUGCCGUCGAUGUUCUUCAUCAAUCGAUACUCGCCGCGAUACGUGCUUCAGAUGGCCGUCGGCUGCUACAUUCUGAUGACGUGCAUCACGCCCUACGUGGCAACACACUUCGGACCGUAUCCGGUGUUCAUCUCGAGAGUCAUCAUGGGAUUGGGAGAGGUUCGGUAUUCAUUCGCAUACGUAUGCGAUCUCCAGAGCUGACAAUGAGCGCAAGUGCGCCCCGCCCAAUAGAGCGAUACAUUGGCGCGAAAUUUAAAUUUUAACAGCAAAAUUUGUGUUUUUUUGCCAGAUUAGCCACGGAAAACCGAUAAUUUCUGAUUUUUCUCUCGAUAGACCGGUUGUAUCGGUCAUUACGAAUUUUUUAAGCGCUAGAGCGUCAAAUUUAGUCAAGUCGCAAAUCACAUUUAUCCGUUUGAAGGUUUUUGGCUAAAACUGCGUGAAUUUCAGUUGCUUUUCGGCAAUUUUCGCGGUUCGAGCGCUUAAAAUGCUUGUAUUUACGUUAUUUAUCAUUCUCAAAACCAAUUCUGCCUGAAAACGGUCAAGAAAGCGCAAAAUGAGAAGUGCGGUUUUUAGGCGGCGAUCGGCGGCGAAGGCGAAAAAGCGAAAAAGUAAAGUCCGCGAAAAAUGGCGAUGGAAAAUGAUUGUUCGACAUGAAAACACACUAAUUCUCAGAAUUAAUGACGUUUUGGCGCAUUUUUCGCGGAUUUCGCUCUUUCGCCAUCGCCGCCUAAAAACCGCACUUCUCAUUUUGCGCUUUCUUGACCGUUUUCAGACAGAAUUGGUUUUGAGAAUGAUAAAUCACGUAAAUACAAGCAUUUUGAGCGCUCAAACCGCGAAAACUACCGAAAAGCAACUAAAAUUCACGCAGUUUUAGCCAAAAACCUUCAAACGGAUAAAUGUGAUUUGCGACUUGACCAAAUUUGACGCUCUAGCGCUUAAAAAAUUCGUAAUAGCCUAUACGAUUGGUCUAUCGAGAGACAAAUGAGAAAUUAUCGGUUUUUAGUGGCUAAUCUGGCAAAAAACACAAAUUUUGCUGUUAAAAUUUGAAUUUCGCGCCAAUCUAUCGCUCUAUUGGGCGGAGCGCACUUGCGCCCAUUGUCACCUCUGGAGACCGUGGCGCAUACAUACUGUUAGUAACAAUUUUUGAAUGCUGACUAGAGAAAUGGAGGCGUUGAAAAUGAAAAAUUUUGUAAAAAAAAACUUUUACUGUCUCACUAUCAUCCCAAAGUCUUCUCGUCAGAAGUGGUUUACGUUGCAGUUUAUAGGGCUUUAUCCUACCCGCGAACAACGCGAUCCUCGCCAACUGGUUCCCGAGCGCCGAACGGAGCACCGCCAUCUCACUGUUCACCACUGGAAAUCAGAUGGCCGGAGCUGGAGGCAAUCCGGUCGCCGCCUCCUUGUGCGCUUCCUCGUUCGGAUGGCCCUCCAUCUUCUAUUUUGCGAGUGAGUGUGAAAAUGUUCGCAAUUUGCCAAUAAAUCACAUGUUCUUGCAAACCCCAACGUUUUCGAAACAGAAAAUGUGUUCCUCAGGCAUCGUCUCCUCGAUCUGGUCCGUAACUUGGUUCCUGACCGCUUCCAAUCAACCGUCCAAAUGCAAAGUGAUGACGAAAACGGAACGAGAGUACUUGGACGCGAAUGUGGUUAGACGGUCCAAUAAAACCAAUGUAAGUUUAUUGUCUUCUUUUUCAAUGAUCACUGUCUCACUAUCAGGCGAUGUUUCCCAAACGGAAAACAAGUUUCGGUGUCUUAA
Molecule: messenger RNA, 2504 nt
Organism: Caenorhabditis sp. 36 PRJEB53466
Lineage: Eukaryota; Metazoa; Nematoda; Chromadorea; Rhabditida; Rhabditidae
Source: the annotation of a GenBank genome assembly